Messenger RNA from Gavialis gangeticus (Gharial), 1051 nucleotides. RefSeq names its product adaptor related protein complex 1 sigma 3 subunit (gene AP1S3). Gene Ontology annotation, cellular component: AP-1 adaptor complex; intracellular membrane-bounded organelle; membrane coat. The transcript is spliced from 5 exons. Gene Ontology annotation, biological process: intracellular protein transport; vesicle-mediated transport. Gene Ontology annotation, molecular function: clathrin-cargo adaptor activity. NCBI's taxonomy places the organism in Eukaryota, Metazoa, Chordata, Crocodylia, Gavialidae. The coding region runs from base 152 to 616 and encodes 154 amino acids. The record is from RefSeq and is a predicted model, not a curated record.
CAGGCGCCGCGUGACGGGGCGGGGGGAGUUGGGCAACUUUCAGUUUCGGGCAUUGUGGGAAGCGCGAUGCGCGGCCGGGACUGGGGCCGGGGUCGCACCGGCCACUGAGGCGCGGCGGCGGGGUGGGGGCUGCUCCCGCGCCCGGGGCGCCAUGAUACGCUUUAUAUUACUGUUCAGCCGACAAGGGAAGCUAAGACUUCAGAAGUGGUAUACUACACUACCUGACAAAGAGAAGAAAAAGAUCAUACGGGAAAUUGUACAGAUUAUUCUGGCUCGCAAUCAAAAGAUGAGCAGUUUUGUUGACUGGAAAGACCUGAAGCUUGUUUACAAAAGGUAUGCUAGUUUAUAUUUUUGCUGUGCAAUAGAAGACCGAGAUAAUGAGCUGCUGGCACUAGAAGUUGUUCAUCGUUAUGUAGAGCUACUGGAUAGGUAUUUUGGAAAUGUAUGUGAGCUGGAUAUUAUCUUUAAUUUUGAAAAGGCUUAUUUUAUUCUUGAUGAAUUUAUUCUGGGUGGAGAGAUACAAGAGACUUCAAAGAAAUCUGCAGUAAAAGCUAUAGAAGAUUCGGACAUGUUACAAGAGACAAUGGAAGAAUACAUGAAUAAACCCGCAUUUUAACUUUAAAUCCAUCUGAAGAGACAGAGAUGCUGCAUAUUACUUGUAAAGUUCAGUUGUUGAAAUUUGUUUUCCUAUGUGCCAGAUCCUCUGAGAGAUACCAAAAAGCAAUAACUAAAGGGAUUUGCUUGUAUAAUAGUCAAAAUGAAGGUCAUCUACAGCAGUGUAUGGGUCACAACUGCAUACCUGUAUUAUACUGUAUAUGAGUUUGUUAAACUGUUAUAAAACUUAAUCUAGCUACCAUCUUCACCCCCUAGAGUGGAAUCCUUGUUUUAUGACUUCUGGCUACAAGCCUUUUCACUUGGAUAUUAAGAACAUACUUGCAACAGAUAUUUAUGCUAGUUUUGGUCUACUGCUGACUACAUUACACUUUUUGUAGAAAUGUUCAUUAUUUUGAAUGUAAUGAUUGUCCUGGUCUAAUAAUUUUUUUAAAGACAA